AUGUUGCUCAUCGGAAUUCUCGCUAUGGGAUUCGGGGCUGGGGCGGGGGCGGGGGCAGCAGCAGGCGCAGGGGGUUUGGCGGUUGGAGUGGGAGGGGGAGUUGUAUCCGUCGUGUGUGGUGGCCUGCUCUUCGCAAUCGCGCUGGUGACGUGCUGCCUGUGGGCCAUGUGGGAGGUGGCGGAGCGAAUGGAGGCUCAGGCGGCCAGGCAUCUCACAGAGCUGGCUGCUGCCAGGGCCACCCAGGAGGGGGCGAUACGCGCCAAGAAGGAAUUCUUGGGUUGUAUUUCGCACGAGAUUCGCACUCCUAUCAACGGGAUUAUAGGCAUGUUGCAACUAUUAGUCGAAGAAUGUGAGCUGGAUCAGGAUCAGAGGGAUGCCAUCGACACUGCGCUUCUCUCCUGCUGGACUCUCACUGACUGGCUGGCAAAGUUUGUCUAUUCUGAGUCUCCCCUAAACCUCGCGUGGUACAGUGGUGCUGGUAACCAGCCUCUUCAAGCCAUGGUGUGUGUGAAUGACGGGGAGGGGCCCGAUGCACGUUCAGGUGCUGCUGGUGCUGCUGCUGCUGCUGCUGCUGCUGAGACAAGGGAGGAUGUAGGGUAUGUGAGCGGUGAUAGCAGUUAUGCCAGUGGUGCUGGUGGGUAUGUCAGCGGCGACGGUGGGUAUGUGAGCGGUGGUGAUGGAGGAUACACCAGCAGUAGCUCCACUGGUGGCAGGGGGGUGGCUGGAAGCAGGUUCGGGGCUGGAAGCAGCACAAGCAGCAGCCAACACUCUGAUGGUGUUAAGUUGGGCAGAAUGGGGAAGUACCGGAUGGGCAGCAGUCACAGCACCAGCAGCCUGCCUUGCAGCAUUGUCAGUAAAGCGAAGGUUGUUAUGGGUGAUAGUAGCGGGGGCAGGGCCGCUGGUAAUGCAAGGGUUGCCGCAGGCGAUAGUGGUGGUUUCGGCAGUGUGAGUAUGUCGAAAGCUGCUACAGAUGGCAGUGAUGGUAGCAGGAUUGUGAGCAAUGCGGGUGAUAGUGGUAUCAGUAUGUCAAGAGCGGCUACAUGUGACAGUAGCAGCAGCAGGACUGUGAGUAAAACGAAAGUUCCUUUAGGUAAUAAUAGCAUUAUCUGUUUGGCUAGGGCUGCUACAGGUGAUAGUAGCGGUAGCAGGGCAGUCAAUAAAGGGUCGCAAAGCUGGAAUGAGGGGAGGAGUUUUGAGACGUCUCAAGAGUCUGCUACAGGCGGUAGUAGCGGUAGCAGGGCAGUCAAUAAAGGGUCGCAGAGCUGGAAUGAGGGGAGGCGAAGGGAGCGAGAAGGGUACCCUUCUGUCACUCACCUGAGUGCGCCUGGUGCUGCUGUUAGCAGCAGGGAGGUGUGUGUGAGGGAAGGUACAGCUGGGGAGGGUGCAGCUGGGGAAGACUUGUGGGGUGGAGGAGAGGUGGUUCCUGUGAGUGGGUUGGCUGCUACCCCUUCCUCUUGGUCCUCCGAAAUGGAUCUGUUGAUUGGUGGCAGCUGGGGAGGGGAUGGUGGGAGAGGUGAGAGUAGUGUGCGUACGUGGGAGGGGGAUGGAGGGAAGCAGGACGUGAAGGAUGGGCGAGAGAAUGGAGAGGAGGGAGAGGAGGGAGAGGAAGAGGUAGGGGAUGGAGAAAAGGGGGAGGAGGUGGAGAUGAGACGAGCCAAGACUCUGGAAGCUGAUUGGUCAGGGAGGCAAGGCGGGAGGAGAGGAGUGACGUUUGCAGAAGCAGAUGAGGGGGAGCGAGCAGGGGAGGAGGGCGGAGGAAGGGUGAGGGAGCGGAGAUUGGGAAGCAGAUCGCGGUUUCCCGACAUGGUACUGGCGGAGCGGCAGCAUGGGGCCAUGGAGCAGCACCAUGGGGCCAUGGAGCAGCACCAUGGGGCCAUGGAUCCCCCUACAGGCUCAACCCACUUGGGGGUUACAGAUGGGUACAUGAGCAGUCCAGGCAGCACGGCCAGCUGGAGCAGCAGCAGGAGUCAGGCUCAGUCACACAGGUUCCCAUCCCCAUCUGGUACCUGGAGCCCUGCUGCUCCCACUGCUUCUCUCCCCACUGCUGCUGCUCCUUCUGCCAUUGCGCCAUCCGCAUCGCCGUCCUCUUCUCCCUCCUCCUCGCCCUUCUCCCGUGCAUUCGUUCCGCCGUCCACUCUCACACCUGCACAUGCUGCACCUGCACCAUCUGGUAGAGAUCUUCUCACAGCCCUCUCACCUCGCUUCACGCAUUCCGCGGCCCUCCCGGUGUCUUUCGCCUCCACUGCUCCCUCCCCUACCGCCUUUUCCCCUUCUCACAUCUCACAUCUCUCAGUAUCUGCUGCUGUGCCUGCUACAGAUGCUGUGGCUGCUCACGCGAGAGUAGAGGCUUCAGCAGCUGGGGUUGUAGCAACAGCGGAUGUAGCAUCAGGGGCACGACAGGUGGACGAACCGAGCCAAGCACCCGCCCCUCCGCUUUCCCCAAGGUCCCUCACAGCAAGGCUGAGAGGGCGGCGGGUGUUGGUGGUGGAUGACAACGCGGUGAACCGCAAGGUGGUGCUGGCGAAGCUAAGGCCUUACGGCAUGGUGGGCGUGCAGGCUGAGAACGGCCGUGUUGCAGUGGAGCGGUUUAUAGAGGGGAUGAAUGGAAGCGGAGAUGGGGGUGCAGCGGAUGGUGGUGGGAGUGGUGAAGGGGGUGAGGGAGGUGGAGCGGAGGGGUUUGUGUGCGUUUUUAUGGAUCUUCAGAUGCCGGUGAUGGACGGCUAUGAUGCGACCAUUGAGAUCCGACAGUUGGAAGAGCAGAUGGGGCGACACCGGGUUCCGAUAUUUGCAAUCACGGCCGACAUUGUGGCGGGAGCUCCUGAGAGGUGCCAGGAGAUUGGGAUGAAUGGAUUCAUGACCAAGCCUCUUUCCAACGAUCAAUUGAAGGCCUCACUUGCAGUGGUGGCUGCUAACGUAUGA
Molecule: messenger RNA, 2919 nt
Organism: Closterium sp. Yama58-4
Lineage: Eukaryota; Viridiplantae; Streptophyta; Zygnematophyceae; Desmidiales; Closteriaceae
Source: the annotation of a GenBank genome assembly